Molecule: messenger RNA, 625 nt
Organism: Merops nubicus (carmine bee-eater)
Lineage: Eukaryota; Metazoa; Chordata; Aves; Coraciiformes; Meropidae
Gene: PRUNE1
Product: prune exopolyphosphatase
Exons: 4
Cellular component (GO): cytoplasm
Molecular function (GO): exopolyphosphatase activity
Source: RefSeq, a predicted model, not a curated record
AACAGGAGCAAAUGCCUGGAGAAAGUCCAUGUUGUUCUUGGGAAUAAAUCCUGUGAUUUGGAUUCACUCAUUUCUACCUUGGCCUAUGCCUACUUUCUAGACAAGGUCAGUCCUCCUGAUGUUCUUUGCUUACCUGUUUUGAACAUACCACGAAAAGAUUUUAGCUACUUUACAGAGAUGAGAUUUAUAUUGGAGGAGCUGAAUAUCCCGGAGUCAUACCAUAUCUUCCGAGAUGAGAUCAAUUUGCACCAGCUGAAUGCUGAAGGGAAAUUGUCUUUAACGCUUGUAAACAGCAACAUGCUGACAAGUGAGGAUAAAAGUUUGGAAUCAGCUGUUGUCAAAGUCAUCAAUCCAGAUGAGCCAUGUGAUGGCAGCCUGGAGUUACAAGCAUCUUCUUCCUCUUUAGUAGUAAAAGAGAUUCUUCAAGAGGCACCAGAGUUAAUCACUCAGCAACUGGCUUAUCUCCUCAGAGGAAGCAUUCUCUUCAAGUGCAUGUCUUCAGAGGCUGACAGAAUUACAGAGCAGCAGGAGGAAGUCCUGUCAAUGCUAGAGGAAAAGUUUCCAGAUCUACCCCCACGAGAAGAAAUUAUCUCUGUCCUCCAGGAGACUCAGUUUAACUUGCAAG